AUGGGCGCCCCGUUCAUACCUCGAGCGGUCUUCCCGACCCUCGACUCACUCCCUCGGUCCUACUUCCUCGGCCACCACCGCUCCGGACUCACAAAGAUGAAAAGUCUCCUGUCGUCCAUCGAUUUGAUUAUCGAAUGUCGAGACUAUCGCGUACCACUAAGCUCAAGAAACCCCCUCUUUGAGAGCAGUCUCGCCGGGCGCGAGCGCCUGGUCGUAUACACGAAGCGGGAUCUCGGUAGUCAAGAGACAAGAGCUGAUGCUCAGAGGGAGCUGCUGCUGCGGAAGUGGCUCGCGCCCUCAUCCGUCCUUUUUUCGGACCACAGGGACCGGCAAGAUGUGAAGCGUAUCCUCAAUCAUGCGAAAGCUCAUGCCUCCGCCUUGAAUACACUGACCGGAUCACGCCUGCUGAUCGUCGGUAUGCCCAACGUUGGCAAAUCCUCGCUGCUUAAUGCACUCCGACAAGUCGGUAUUGGGAAAGGCAAAGCUGCACACACAGGUGCGCAACCGGGUGUGACCCGCAAGAUCGGCACAACCGUUAAGAUAGUGGAGGGUUCCGAAGGCAGUGGAGAAGGGAUCUAUCUUCUGGACACGCCUGGCGUCUUCGUUCCAUACAUACCCGACGCCGAAGCCAUGCUCAAGCUCGCAUUAUGCGGCAGCGUGAAGGACACUAUCAUACCUCCGACCACAUUGGCCGAUUACCUGCUAUAUCACAUGAAUCGCAACUCGUCGAACCUCUACUCCGCUUACCAUUCACCAACGAACGACAUCACCUCGCUGCUGGAAGCGGUAGCUCAGAAAACAGGGCGUCUACAGAAGGGCGGUAUACCAGACACUGAGGCAUCAGCGCUGUGGUUAAUUCAGCGCUGGCGCAACGGCCAUCUGGGACGCUUCAUGCUGGACGAGGUCACGGAAGAGGCAUUGAGAAAUGCCCAGGACCCUAAGGAGUUUGCGCCCAGUUUUAGUCAAGCAAAAAGAGCAGACAAAGACGCUAAAAGAGCAAGGUCGCGAUCAAUGAGUGUAACAGCAGCCUGA
Molecule: messenger RNA, 1032 nt
Organism: Coniosporium apollinis CBS 100218
Lineage: Eukaryota; Fungi; Ascomycota; Dothideomycetes
Exons: 1
Coding region: 1-1032 (343 amino acids)
Cellular component (GO): mitochondrion
Molecular function (GO): GTPase activity; GTP binding
Source: RefSeq, a predicted model, not a curated record